Molecule: messenger RNA, 723 nt
Organism: Durusdinium trenchii
Lineage: Eukaryota; Dinophyceae; Suessiales; Symbiodiniaceae
Source: the annotation of a GenBank genome assembly
AUGGGAAAGGUCCAAAGAUGUCCACGCUCCAAGCUAAUUAUAUCAAUCCUAAAAAAUAGACAUUGUAUUAAGAAAAAGUUCGGAUUUUUGACGAAGAGUCUCCUUGAAGAACCCGAACUUUAUUCGGAGGAAGAGAUCUCCCGACUUCUUUUGACGAUUGACGAGCUCCGCAAGCGCUUGGAGAACAUCAGGGUUGUCUCCAUGGAUGCCGGCCCCGGUGUGGCAUCCUCUGUCGAUAGCAUUAUGGAAAAGGUCGGCCUGAAGGAUAUUGUGGAUUCUUCAUUUGCUUCUGGACUCCCUCGAAACCCCCCUGUGCUCAAGGGCGUGUUUGAGCGCCUUUACUCAGAUGCUAUCCAACGCAUCCAGAGGUACAGCCUCAUUCGCCAGCAAAUGCUGUUGGCAAACAAGACGUAUGCCUCAGUGGUGGAUGCCAUCAGCGCAACCGAUGCAGAGGAAGCCAAGAAGAUCCCUGACUUCGAUGCUGUCAACGACACCACAGAUUCCACCAUCAGAGGGAUGUGGUACCAGACGGAGUACCUCUUCAGACGGGCUUGUGAGUAUGCAAUGGCUCAAGGUGUUGAGGCUUCGCUAAUCAAGGCCCAGCAGAGCUUGGUCUCGGAGUUUGAGGCCCUCGUGCGCCUAGCUUCGACUCAGACCCUUUGUUUCUAUAUAUUAAAAAGACUAAUGUUUGUAGGACAUGCACAUGUCUCUUCGAAUAAAUAA